Salvia miltiorrhiza (redroot sage) is the source of this 1477-nucleotide messenger RNA. RefSeq lists its product as uncharacterized. The record is from RefSeq and is a predicted model, not a curated record. Gene Ontology annotation, molecular function: structural constituent of ribosome; RNA binding. Gene Ontology annotation, cellular component: ribosome. NCBI's taxonomy places the organism in Eukaryota, Viridiplantae, Streptophyta, Magnoliopsida, Lamiales, Lamiaceae. The transcript has 8 exons. The annotation marks the transcript as partial. Gene Ontology annotation, biological process: translation.
ACAGAGACCUUUGAUGAUGCAUUCAAAUGGAUGAAAAUAAUUGAUGAAUUUGAGGAGAAACAUUUCGCGUUGAAGGCGGAGUAUCGGGUGAUAGGGGAGUUGAUGAAUAAGUUGAGAGUAGCUGAAGGAAAGGAGAAAUUUCUUCUUCAGGUGAAGUUGAAUAGGGCAUUGAGAAUGGCAGAGGCGAGGGAUGCCUUUGAUCCAAAUGAUCCAGCCAAUUAUGGGAUCAUCGAGCGUGAGGAUGAUGGUGGAUCUGUUGAUCGUGAGGAGGAUCGUGAGAAGGAGGAGGAUAAAGAAACUAAAGAAAGUGAAGAGAAAAUUGGCUUAUUCGAGUUUGAUAAUCUGAAACAGAAGGAUAAUAAAUAUAUGGAAAGGAUGAAUGAAAUAGAUAAAAAACUUGAGGAGAAACUGGCAGUGUUGGAUUAUACUUUUGGAAGGAAGGGGAAACUAUUGGAGGAGGAAAUUAGAGAUCUUGCGGAAGAGAGGAACGCAUUGAUCGAACAGAAGAGACAGCCUCUUUAUAGGAAGGGUUUUGAUGUUAGGCUGGUCGAUGUGAAUAGGACGUGUAAAGUUACAAAGGGUGGACAAGUUAUCAAAUACACUGCAAUGUUAGCUUGUGGGAACUACAAUGGUGUUAUUGGUUUUGCUAAAGCAAAGGCUCCUACAGUUCCGCUUGCUCUUCAAAAGGCAUAUGAGAAGUGCUUUCAGAAUCUGCACUAUGUAGAGCGGCAUGAGGAUCAUACAAUUGCACAUGCAAUUCAGACAUCGUAUAAAAAGACUAAGGUGUAUCUUUGGCCAGCUCCCACACAAUCAGGGAUGAAGGCAGGCAAAACUGUGGAGUUGAUUCUUAACUUAGCUGGUUACAGGAAUGUGAAAUCAAAGGUUGUUGGUUCAAGGAAUCCCCACAACACUGUGAAGGCUCUCUUCAAGGCAUUAAAUGCGAUUGAAACUCCCAAAGAUGUUCAGGAAAAGUUUGGCCGAACUGUGGUUGAAUCAUAUCUACUGUGAUAGGUUUACAAAGAAACAAUAUUAUCUGUGGAUAGAUUAAUCUCUUGAGCAUUUAGGAUGACCAAGCUGUUAUUUUCUGAAUCGAGGUUAUAUAAUAGGGAAAACAAACGACGCAGUGCCGGUGGCAAAAAGAUGCUGAAAGGAGAACCACUUUGCUUUUCUUUUUGAAAUGUGGAAUCAAAAUUGCUGAAAUUGAGGAGCAUAAUCAAUAAAUGCUUUUAGUUUUGCAUAGUGAACUAUUCAUACCAAAAUCAUUUUUCUUGAUGCAGUUGCAUAUUUUAGUUGAUUAUGGUUUUAAGCUUAUGCUCUUUCUCUGUCUCUCAUGAAUUGUGUUGAGGAUAGGAAAUAACAUUGAUUUGGGCACUUAAUUUGUAAGAUUUAGAUUCCAUUCCACAGCUUCACUUGGUGUAGUUUUGUACCAGCUCUUUUAGAUAUGUAUUUUUCCUUCAAAUUAUAAACGUUUAGAGUC